Molecule: messenger RNA, 2182 nt
Organism: Salmo salar (Atlantic salmon)
Lineage: Eukaryota; Metazoa; Chordata; Actinopteri; Salmoniformes; Salmonidae
Product: cytochrome P450 20A1
Cellular component (GO): membrane
Molecular function (GO): iron ion binding; monooxygenase activity; oxidoreductase activity, acting on paired donors, with incorporation or reduction of molecular oxygen
Source: RefSeq, a predicted model, not a curated record
CAGGCUUUGCAGUAGAACACGGAGUGGUGAUGCUGCCGUAGACGUGGUCGCUAUAACCCAUGUAUAGUAUUUCUUUAGCUAUCUAUCUAAACGUUUUUUUGAGUAACACCAGCAAACAUGCUGGACUUUGCGAUAUUUGCAGUGACUUUUGUCAUCAUUCUGGUCGGCGCAGUCCUCUAUUUGUAUCCAUCAUCAAGAAGUGUUUCUGGUAUACCAGGUCUCAACCCUACAGAAGAGGAGUGAGUAGCCUAUGACCAGAUGUGUUUUACAACUUUCUAAGUACUGUCUCUCUUUAGCACUCAGGGAUGGAAAUCUACAAGACAUAGUGAACCAAGGCAGUCUGCAUGAGUUCCUGGCUAGUCUACAUGGACAGUUUGGUCCUGUGGCAUCCUUCUGGUUUGGAGGACGCCCUGUGGUCAGCUUGGGUUCAGUGGACCAGCUACGGCAGCACAUCAACCCCAACAGGACUACGGACUCAUUUGAGACAAUGCUGAAGUCGUUGCUAGGGUACCAGUCAGGAAUGGGUGGAGGGGCCACAGAGGCUGUAAUGAGGAAGAAGUUGUAUGAGAGUGCCGUCAACAACACCCUGGAGGAAAACUUUCCCCUGCUGCUGAAGCUGGUGGAGGAGUUAGUGGGGAAAUGGAAGUCUUUCCCUAAGGACCAGCACACACCCCUCUGUGCCCAUCUGCAAGGAUUGGCCAUGAAGGCUGUCACUCAACUCGCUCUAGGUGACCGCUUCCGGAAUGAUGCUGAAGUCAUCGGCUUCCGAAAGAACCAUGAGGCAAUCUGGUCGGAGAUCGGAAAAGGCUAUUUGGACGGCUCCAUGGAGAAGAGCUCCAUCAGAAAGGAGCACUAUGAGAGCGCGCUGGCAGAAAUGGAAACAGUGCUGAUGUCUGUGGCUAAAGACAGGAAAGGACAAAGGAGCCAGACAGCGUUUGUGGAUGCUCUUCUCCAGUCCAACCUCACAGAGAGACAGGUGAUGGAGGACAGCAUGGUAUUCACACUGGCAGGUUGUGUCAUCACAGCUAAUUUGUGCAUCUGGGCAGUACACUUCCUGUCCACGUCAGAGGAAGUUCAGGAGAAGCUGCAUCAGGAGCUGGAGGAUGUUCUGGGCUCUGAGCCUGUUUCUCUGGAUAAGAUCCCACAGCUCAGGUACUUCCAGCAGGUUUUGAACGAGACUGUGCGGACAGCCAAACUGACGCCCAUCGCAGCCCAGCUCCAGGAAAAUGAAGGGAAAGUCGAUCAGCACAUUAUUCCUAAAGAGACACUGGUGAUCUAUGCCCUUGGGGUAGUCCUACAGGAUGCAGACACCUGGAGCCAUCCCUACAAGUUUGACCCAGACCGAUUCACAGAAGAUUCUGCCAGGAAAAGCUUCUCUCUGCUUGGAUUCUCAGGGAACCAGGCCUGUCCUGAGCUGAGGUUUGCGUACACAGUGGCCACUGUCGUCCUCAGCACUGUAGUGCGCCAACUGAAGCUGCAUCAGGUAAAGGGACAGGUGGUAGAGGCCAGAUCUGAGCUGGUGUCAACGCCUAAAGAUGACACAUGGAUCACUGUGAGCAGAAGAAGCUAAACUAACAGUGGACAUUUGUCUCAAACUCCAUCUGUGGAAGAGGAACUGUGUUAUCUGGGAAGGUGCUUGUCAGUUAGCCUAGAUUCUAGACCGAGUGGAACUGUUAAAAUAACUUUAAACAUGAUGGCGAGCUUUGUAGGGCUAUUUGUCAGUCAGCUCUUGAACAUGGUUUUGAUUAGCUCAAGUCAUUGCCAAUGGCUACUCGGUCAUUUGAGCUACCAUCUGUUCCGCCUAUUUCAAUAUGAGGAUCAGUACCUAUCUUUUCAAGCUACAUGAUCAUUGAUGUAUUGUCAUAAACCUUGCCUUAAACCAACAUUCCAGCUGAACUGCCUUCCAAAACACGUGGUCCCCACUCCCCCAGAUACAUGGCAUUUUUGACAGUUCAUUUUUGAAUAAAGUUUACACUACUCGUGUGUUAGGAAUAUAAUAUUUUGCACAUUUGUUGCACUGUUGUGAGCAUAUCUUGCUACUGUCAAGACAUCUUGGCCAUUAUUAUCAACAAGUGCUCACUGUAUCUGCAGGGUCUCCGGUUCAAUCCCCAGCCCUGUUUCCCCUGUAUCGCUAUAUUAGCAUUGGUUGUUUAAUUGUUGAUAAUAAAAAUCAUAUCCGUAA